AUGCGUAGUACCCUUAGUGCUGGGUCUCUGAGGGCGCUUAGGUGGUAUACACCAAGCUAUCUAAGUUGCAUAAAUACAGUUAGGUGCUUUUCAGUUUCGUACAGAGUCUCCUCAGCAGACAGUAAGAAUAGCACCACCCCUACCCCCCCUUCAUCUCGAUCGGUCCCCGAAUGGGCGCGCCCGAAGUCAGAAGAAACAGUCCUGAAUGCGCUCACAUGUCAAACUCGUCCUACAGGGCCAACUCGUUCUGGUCUUGGUGUCAAGUACAAUCUGUACUUGGAGCUUUCGAAGCCCCGUCUGACAUGGCUCGUGGUGCUCUCAACCAUGUCGGCAUAUGCCCUGGCGCCAAACGAGCUCUCACUCUUGCAUCUCGCAUUUCUAACAGCUGGAACAGCCCUUUGCUCCGCUUCUGCCAAUGCAAUUAAUAUGGGUCGUGAGGGGGAAUUCGAUAGACAAAUGACCCGUACCCGCCAAAGACCAGUUGCAAGUGAGCGUUUGACACCAACUCAAGCGUUUCAAUUUGCAGCAAUUUCUGGAACAGUCGGAACCUCCGCACUUUAUUUUGGUGUUUCCCCUUUGGUAGCCGCUCUUGGGUUGAGUAAUAUCGCAUUGUACGGUUGGCUCUAUACUAGUUUGAAGAGGAAGCAUAUUUCUAACACUUGGGUUGGUGCUAUUGUUGGUGCGAUCCCACCAUUGAUGGGAUGGGGAGCGUGUUCAUCUUUAUCAGAUCCCGGAAUCUGGAUGUUGGCGGGAUUGCUUUACUCAUGGCAGUUUCCGCAUUUCAUGUCUCUGAGCUAUUCCAUCGCAGAUGAAUAUAAGAACGCAGGCUAUGUCAUGUCUGCUUGGACAGAUCCACUAAUGAGCUCAAGAGUCUCUUUGAGACAUUCUAUCGCUAUGGUUCCGCUUUGUGUCGGGUUGUGGUAUUUCGGAGUUACGGAUGCGUGGUUUAUCAUUGAUAGUUCUCUUGUUAACGGUUGGCUUAUUUGGACCUCUUUCUUAUUCUGGAAACAGCAGCGUGAUAUUUCUAACGGCCUGGCUACAGUUGAUCCUGCUGGCAAGCACAAGCAGUAUGCCCGGCAACUCUUCUGGGCUUCAGUGAUCCACCUUCCGGCUGUCUUGGUGCUUGCAAUGAUUCAUAAGAAAGGACGAUGGGAUUGGUUUUUCGGAAGUGAGGACUCUCACGAGGAGGCUGAGAAACCCUGA
Messenger RNA from Wickerhamiella sorbophila, 1203 nucleotides. Its product is annotated as Protoheme IX farnesyltransferase, mitochondrial. Gene Ontology annotation, cellular component: mitochondrial membrane; mitochondrion. Lineage: Eukaryota; Fungi; Ascomycota; Dipodascomycetes; Dipodascales; Trichomonascaceae. The transcript has a single exon. The record is from RefSeq and is a predicted model, not a curated record. Gene Ontology annotation, biological process: heme biosynthetic process. Bases 1 to 1203 code for a protein of 400 amino acids. Gene Ontology annotation, molecular function: protoheme IX farnesyltransferase activity.